Lathyrus oleraceus (garden pea) is the source of this 11468-nucleotide messenger RNA. RefSeq lists its product as uncharacterized. The transcript has 3 exons. Gene Ontology annotation, molecular function: nucleic acid binding; RNA-DNA hybrid ribonuclease activity; aspartic-type endopeptidase activity. Bases 896 to 7768 code for a protein of 2290 amino acids. Gene Ontology annotation, biological process: DNA integration; proteolysis. NCBI's taxonomy places the organism in Eukaryota, Viridiplantae, Streptophyta, Magnoliopsida, Fabales, Fabaceae. The record is from RefSeq and is a predicted model, not a curated record.
AAAAAAAAAUUAAAUAAAUAAUUAAAAUAUAACAAAUUAUUUUGGACUUGGGUCUCCCUCAUUCCAAGCCCACAAGUCCACGAAAAUCAGCUAUAAAUAUAAGAGUUUCAGUAGGGUUUCAGACACUUGGAAAUUCCCUGAGAAAUAGACUUGGAGUUCACGUGGAGUUUCAAACCUAGGAACUACUCUGCAGCAACCUUCGGGCAGCCCUGAGAAGUUCAUUCCGCCUCACGCAAACCCUAAACGUUACUUCGCCAAUCCGGCCUUGCCUUCCAAUUUUAACAGGUCUCUCAUCAGGUAUGCCUCUGUUCCUAUUACUCUAUGCCUCGGGUUGAAUACUGAAUAUAUGAGGUAACCUCAGGCUUGGCCCUCAGGGUUAUAUUUGUGUAUGAAUAUGUGAUUUAUGCCUUGACUGUUUAACAGUUUCGUUUAUGAGGUGAAUGCCAUAGGAUCUGGAAUCUUUAACAUCGUGCAGGUACCAAUGGGAAAUCCAAAUCCCGCAGGUGCUCGCUAGCCGCUUCGCUAGGCGAGCACGCAGCGAAGCUUCGCUAGGCUUUCGCUAGGCGAAGCAGUCGCGAAUGUGACAGUAUCUGCUUUAUUCCGUUUUGUUCUAACCUGUUCUUUGUGUUGCCAUGGCCUUGUUAUCUUUUGAUUUCAAUCCUGUUUGCCUAACCCCUUUUGUUGAGUUUUUGUGAGGGCUCACAUAUUCUCGCAGGGAUACCCUCCGGAGGUUUAUUCCGAUUUCCCGUACUGAUUGGUUUUCUUUGAUGGCAUCAGCUUGGGAGAAUCUCAGGGUUGCUUAUCCUUUAAUUGCUGUAACUUCGGAUCUUGAUCCGUGUGGAUAGCUGACUCAGGCAUUCACCGAUACGGUACCCGGAGGAAUCAACAGAGAGCAAUGGAAGGUGUACAAGCAGAGCUCGCUGAGAUGAGGGCCCGCAUGACCCAAUUCAUGGAUGUGGUUGAAGGGGUGGCUCAGGGACAACAAGAGCUCAGGCAGAUAAUACAGGGGAAUCCCCCUGCUCAACCAGAGACAGUGACUGAUCCUCCGGCUGGAGAGGUUAACGGACCCAGUGGACCAGGGCCUAUCCCGAUCCCGCACGCCAACCCCGGUCAACAGCCCGUUCAUGAUGAUCAGGACGAUCAGUUUCCCCCACUUCAGGAAGACUUUGGCAUGGGUCAUGGCGUAGACCCCAUGUUCAGGAGAUUGGAAGAGAGGUUGAAGGCAGUGGAAGGACAGAAUCCUUUGGGAGUAGACGUUGCUGACUUAGGGCUGGUCCCAGGUGUGAGAGUGCCACCGAAAUUCAAAGUCCCGGUCUUUGACAAGUACAAGGGCAACUCUUGCCCCAAGACUCACGUGCAAGCCUAUUUCCGUAAAAUGGUUGCAUACUCUGAUGACGAGAAACUACUUAUGUACUUCUUCCAGGACAGCCUAGCUGGGGCAUCCUUGGAAUGGUAUAUGAGACUGGACAGAGCCCACAUCCGUUGCUGGAGGGAUUUGGCGGAGGCCUUCGUGAAGCAGUAUCAGUAUAAUGCAGACAUGGCUCCGGACAGAACUCAACUUCAGAAUCUGUCUCUUAAAAGCAAUGAGUGCUUCAGGGAAUACGCUCAACGCUGGAGGGAGACAGCUUCCCGUGUUCAGCCCCCUAUGCUGGAGAAAGAAAUGGCCAACAUGUUCAUGAAUACGUUGCCUGGACCUUAUCUGGAGCGCCUGGUGGGGUGCAAUGCUUCCAACUUUGCUGAUGUGGUCUCUACCGGAGAGAGGGUGGAGAAUUACCUGAAGACCUGCAAGAUCCAAAGUGGAGGAGGAUCUUCGUCAGGGGUAAAAAAGUCGUUCGUUGGAGGACAUAAGCAAAGAGAGGGGGGAGUGAAUUCUUUGGCUUCCUAUCAGAACAGAGGUGCUAGAAGGAAUAAUUUUCAGAAUUAUCAUCAACAACCGUAUGUUGCGACGGUGACCAUUCCAGCUGCAGCGCCACUACAACAACAACCACCGCAGCGUCAACCAGCUCAGUAUCAACAGCAGCAACAACCGGGUAACAGACCCGCUUAUCAACAGAGACAAAGGAUGAUGGACCGGCGUUUCGACACUAUUCCAAUGUCGUACGCCCAGUUACUUUCUAGUCUUCAACAACUACAGCUUGUGCAACUGCGCACUCUGGCUCCUCCUGUUGGUAGACUUCCGGUGGGUUACGACGCCAACGCUAGGUGUAGCUUCCACUCUGGGGCACCUGGCCACAAUAUUGAGAACUGCAAAGCUUUUAAGCACGUAGUUCAGGACCUCAUAGAUUCAAAGGCCAUCGACCUUGCACCGGCUCCGAAUGUCGUUAACAAUCCCAUGCCCCAGCAUGGUGGUGCGAAUGUUAACAUGGUAGAGGGAAGAGCCAAGUUCAUUAAGGAUGUGUUGAAGUUGAAGACUCCGGUGUCGGAUAUCAAAGGAUGCUUGCUGAAGGCCGAUGUUUUCCCCGGUUGUGGGAAAGUUUGUUUGGAUUGUGCUGCACAGGAGAAGGGUUGUUUGAAACUACAGCAAGGUAUCCAGGCCUUGCUCGACAAGGGUAUCCUCCAGGUUGAAGAUUUGUCUGUCCGAGAGUUUAUGGAAGGGGUUGAGGAAGAAGGGUUUGAAGGUGCUACUGAAGAGUUCCUAGAUGUUGUUCCUGCUGAUUCUGCAGUCCAUGAUGAUGUAUUUACUCUUUCCAAUACGGUUGACUCUUUUGUAUUUGAACUUGAUUCCGAUGUUUCGGAUGUUCAUGCUCCAACAAAUGAGGUUUCUGAGUACGACUGUGACAUUGCAACUAUAACUAUUUUCUAUCCAACUAAUCAGAUCAGUGUGCCAGAAGCGCAACCCGCGCCACCAAUGCGACGACCUACUAUGACCAUCACAACCCCUGGUCCUUUACCCUUCACCAGUGAAAGGGCCAUUCCAUGGCAUUAUGGGGGGAGCGUGUAUACGCACGAUCAUAAGGUGGAACGGCCACUAAAAGAAGAAGAGGGUCAGAAGCCUGAACUUGAAGGUCCCGCAGUGGAUAAUGUUGGUGGAAUCUGGCGAUUCACCAGGAGUGGUAGAUUGCUCUCACCACCGGUUACCCAAGCUGAUAAUGCUGAUGCUGUGGCGAAAACCAAAGGCAAGCAAGUCGUGAAUGAGGGUACCUCUGCACCCCAAGAUGGUUCUGAGCCCACUUUUGCAAAGGACGUGGACGAGUUUCUAAGAAUCAUAAAGAAAAGCGAUUACAAGGUAGUCGAUCAGUUGAUUCAGACUCCGUCCAAGAUAUCCAUUCUCUCACUCCUAUUGUGUUCGGAGGCACACAGGGAGGCACUUCUGAAGGUUCUUAAUGCUGCAUAUGUACCUCAGGAGAUCUCAGUGAACCAACUAGAAGGGAUCGUUGCCAAUGUCCAUACAAGCAACGGGUUGGGUUUUACUGAUUCUGACUUAACACCAGCUGGACGCAAUCAUAACAAGGCUCUGCACAUCUCAUUGGAAUGCAGAGACACCAUGUUAUCUCAUGUUCUGGUGGAUACAGGUUCCUCUCUCAAUGUGCUACCCAAGAGGGCCCUGUCGAGGUUAGAAGUAGAGGGUUUGGUCUUGAAACCUUCAGAUCUUAUGGUGAGAGCCUUCGAUGGUUCUAAGAGAUCGGUGUUUGGAGAGGUGGAAUUGCCAAUUCUGAUUGGAUCACAAACCUUCAACACUGUCUUCUACGUGAUGGAUAUCAGUCCUUCCUACAGUUGCCUGCUGGGUCGGCCUUGGAUCCAUAAUGCUGGGGCAGUCUCUUCAACUCUACAUCAGAAGGUUAAGUUUCCGGUCAACGGACGAAUUAUCACCGUCUGUGGUGAGGAGGACAUCCUGGUCAGUAACCUGUCUACAUUCAAGUAUGUAGAAGUAGGAGGUGAAAUUCAUGAGACUCUAUGUCAGGCUUUUGAGUCAGUUCAAAUCAAGGAUGCAGCUCCGGUGGAAGAGGUUAAAGCGGGUGCCUCUAUCUCAUCCUUUAAGCAGGCACGGGCCGUGGUGGAUUCAGGUGUUGCUUCUGGUUGGGGGCGUCUGUUGGAAUUACCAGUGAAAGAGGAUAAGUUCGGGAUUGGGUACCAGCCAACUCUGACUUCUACAACUUCAGCACUUCAGACUCUUCAGGGGCCGAUCACUUUCUCUAGUGCUGGCAUCAUUCAGUAUGGUCAAGUCUCUGCAGUCAACGAAGAAGAUGGGGAUAGUGACUGCGACAUCAACAACUGGGUGCGUCCGAGGAUCCCGGGUGAAGUCAUCAACAAUUGGUCUUCUGAAGAGAUUGUUCAAGUCACUCUUCUCGAAGAAUGCACAUCACCGGAUCCUAUUGAUAACGGUUCUGCUAUGGCUCGCUUCGACUUUGAAAAUCCAAUCUUUCAAGCUGAAGAAGAGGAUGAUGAAGAUUGUGAACUCCCUGAAGAACUUGCCAGGUUGUUGAAACAAGAGGAAAGGGUUAUUCAACCGCAUCAAGAGUUUGUUGAAGUGAUUAAUCUCGGCACCGAAGACGCCAAGAGAGAAAUCAAGAUAGGGGCUGCUUUAGAAGACAAUGUGAAGAAAGGGCUGAUUAAAUUGCUGCAAGAAUACAUUGACAUCUUCGCCUGGUCUUAUCAGGACAUGCCUGGGCUGGACACAGACAUCGUGGUACACCGCUUGCCUCUCAAAGAAGGUUGUCCUCCGGUCAAGCAGAAGCUCAGAAGAACAAGACCAGAGAUGGCUGUCAAGAUAAAGGAAGAAGUGCAAAAGCAGUUGGAUGCAGGGUUUCUAGCAGUCACCAAUUAUCCGCCAUGGGUUGCAAACAUCGUCCCAGUACCUAAGAAGGAUGGAAAGGUACGGAUGUGUGUCGACUAUCGGGAUCUGAACAGAGCUAGCCCUAAAGAUGAUUUCCCAUUACCUCACAUCGACGUUUUGGUGGAUAAUACAGCUCAGUUCUCGGUAUUCUCCUUCAUGGACGGCUUUUCUGGCUAUAACCAAAUCAAGAUGGCACCAGAAGACAUGGAAAAGACAACUUUCAUAACCCCGUGGGGCACCUUCUGCUACAAGGUGAUGCCGUUUGGUCUGAAAAAUGCCGGAGCAACAUAUCAACGAGCUAUGGUAACUCUGUUCCAUGAUAUGAUUCAUCAUGAAAUCGAGGUUUAUGUGGAUGAUAUGAUUGCCAAAUCUCAGACAGAAGAAGAACAUUUGGUGAAUUUGCAGAAAUUAUUUGAGCGUUUGAGGAAAUUCAAGCUGAGGCUUAAUCCGAACAAGUGCACUUUCGGGGUGAGAUCGGGAAAAUUGCUGGGUUUUAUUGUUAGCGGAAAAGGGAUUGAGGUGGAUCCCGACAAAGUAAAAGCAAUACAGGAAAUGCCUGAGCCAAGAACAGAGAAGCAAGUCCGUAGUUUCUUAGGGAGGUUGAACUACAUUGCAAGGUUCAUCUCUCACCUAACAACCACGUGUGAGCCAAUUUUCAAAUUGCUGAGGAAAGAUCAGGCUAUCAGGUGGAAUGAAGAUUGUCAAAGGGCUUUCGAGAAGAUAAAAGAGUAUCUACAGAAACCUCCGAUCCUUAUACCUCCAGUUCCUGGGAGACCUCUGAUAAUGUACCUAUCAGUGACUGAGAACUCGAUGGGGUGUGUAUUGGGACAGCAUGACGAGUCUGGUCGAAAAGAGCAUGCCAUAUACUACCUUAGCAAAAAGUUUACCGACUGUGAAAUCAAAUAUUCGCAGCUUGAGAAAACUUGCUGUGCUUUGGCCUGGGUUGCUCGCCGACUGAGGCAGUAUAUGUUGAACCAUACUACCUUGUUGAUUUCUAAGAUGGAUCCAGUGAAAUACAUAUUCGAGAAGCCAGCUCUCACCGGAAGGGUCGCUCGUUGGCAAAUGAUUUUAACAGAGUAUGAUAUUCAGUACACGUCACAGAAGGCCAUCAAAGGGAGUAUUCUGUCAGACUACCUUGCCGAGCAACCGAUUGAUGAUUAUGAGCCAAUGAAGUUUGAAUUCCCUGAUGAAGACAUCAUGUUCCUCAAGAUGAAAGACUGUGAAGAGCCAGUUGUUGAGGAGGGACCUGAUCCAAACGAAAAGUGGACUUUGUUGUUUGAUGGGGCUGUCAAUACUAGAGGAAGUGGAAUUGGUGCUGUCAUUACAACUCCGAAAGGUGCCCACAUACCUUUCACCGCUCGUUUGACUUUUGAGUGCACAAAUAAUGAAGCUGAGUACGAGGCCUGUAUCUUGGGCAUUGAGCAAGCCAUUGAUCUGAGAAUCAAGACUCUGGACAUCUUCGGAGAUUCAGCUCUGGUGAUUAAUCAAGUGAAUGGUGAUUGGAAUACUCUCCAGCCCACUCUGGUCCCCUACAGAGAUUACACGAGAAGACUGUUGACUUUCUUCACAACGGUAAAAUUGUAUCAUAUACCUCGUGAUGAGAACCAGAUGGCAGACGCACUUGCUACUCUAUCCUCCAUGAUCAAGGUAAUUCGUUGGAACCAUGCUCCCAGGAUCGAUGUGAUGCGCCUUGACAGGGCCGCGUAUGUGUUUGCUGCUGAACUGGUAGUCGAUGACAAGCCCUGGUAUCACGAUAUCAAGUGCUUUCUGAAGAAUCAAGAGUACCCUGCAGGGGCAUCCAACAAUGACAGAAAGACUUUGAGAAGAUUGGCAGGCAGUUUCUUCUUGAACAAAGACGAUGUGUUGUAUAAGAGGAACUUCGACAUGGUUUUGCUCAGAUGUGUGGACAGACACGAGGCGGACAUGUUAAUGCAGGAAGUUCAUGAAGGUUCCUUCGGUACUCAUGCCGGUGGACAUGCGAUGGCUAAGAAAUUGUUGAGAGCGGGUUAUUAUUGGAUGACCAUGGAAUCAGAUUGUUUCAAGUAUGCUCGGAAGUGUCAUAAAUGCCAGAUUUAUGCUGAUAAGGUGCAUGUACCGCCGAAUCCUCUGAAUGUGAUGUCUUCGCCGUGGCCGUUUGCCAUGUGGGGUAUUGACAUGAUUGGAAAGAUUGAGCCGACUGCUUCCAAUGGGCAUCGCUUCAUCCUUGUUGCCAUCGACUAUUUCACCAAAUGGGUCGAGGCAGCGUCGUUCGCGAAUGUCACCAGACAUGUGGUUGCCCGUUUCAUCAAGAAAGAAAUUAUUUGUCGCUAUGGGAUUCCCGAAAGAAUCAUUACUGAUAAUGGUUCUAAUCUCAACAACAAAAUGAUGAAGGAGUUGUGUCAGAACUUCAACAUUCAGCAUCACAAUUCUUCCCCUUACCGCCCUAAGAUGAAUGGCGCUGUUGAGGCGGCAAAUAAGAACAUAAAGAAGAUUGUGCAGAAGAUGGUCGUCACGUACAGAGAUUGGCAUGAGAUGCUACCUUUCGCCUUGCAUGGGUACCGUACUUCAGUACGUACAUCGACCGGGGCAACCCCCUACUCCCUUGUGUAUGGUAUGGAAGCAGUCCUACCUGUUGAAGUGGAGAUUCCUUCCCUAAGAGUCUUGUUGGAUGUCAAGCUAGACGAAGCUGAAUGGAUUCGGACAAGGUUCAAUGAGUUGAGUCUUAUCGAAGAGAAGCGAAUGGCAGCCAUUUGUCAUGGGCAGUUGUAUCAGAGUCGGAUGAAGAGAGCUUUUGAUCAGAAGGUGCGUCCUCGUUGUUUCCAAGUCGGAGAUUUAGUGUUGAAAAGGAUCCUUCCUCCUCAGACAGAUCACAGGGGCAAGUGGACUCCUAACUAUGAUGGACCGUAUAUUGUCACCAAGGUUUUUGAUGGUGGGGCCCUAAUGCUUGCAACUAUGGAGGGCGAAGACUUCGCUUCCCCUGUGAACUCAGACGCAGUUAAAAAAUACUUCGCAUAAAAUAGACCCGCUGGACAGUAAAAAGAAUAGUCCAGGCAAAAAUGGGCAUCCCGGCGAACCAAGAAAAUGGAAAGGUUCGGGCAAAAAUUAGGGAUCAAAAAAUAAAAAAAGAUUGUACACCCGGUAAGUUGAAAACCUGAAAAGGCAACUUAGGCAAAAAUGGGUAUCCCGGUGGAUCGAAAACCCGAAAAGGGCGAUCCAGGCAAAAGUUAGGGAUUAAGCGAAUGACUGCGUUCUGAGUAGCUCUGAAUCUCAUCUCGUGCCAAUGACUGGAAAUUUUUGAAGGAUAGGAAACAAUCCAAUCACUCUUUCAGAAAGCUGAUCAUCUGGAGGAUCUUGAAGACGGGCAAGUCAUAGCCGAAUUGGAACCCAAUAGAAAUCCACUUCACAUUGCCAUUAGAUUAAUUUUUGUUUUAUCUAUUGUGCGAUUACCUCUUUCCAGGGAUUGCCUCUUAAUGUAAAUGCCUAUUCAGAGGCCAUUCAAUCAAUAAAAUCAUGUUAUUCAGUAUAUCUCUGUUUUCAUUUUCAUUUUACUGUUUUGUUUGCAAAAAUGACGUCCGAAUUUUUGAUAAACAUUGCAUCAUGACACAUAAGGGCUUUACAGGUACAUGCUCAAUAAACAUUUAAAAUUGCUGUAAAUUUUAAGUGCUUUGGAUCGUCUAUUCAGAACAGAUACCCUCGGGGCAUUUCCUUAAAAUCCCCUUGCAGAUGAUCGUGAAUAUCUUCCCCAGUGAAGUCGCCAACAGACAAAUUCGGUGUCUUAUCCCUGCAGAGCUGAUCAGAGUGUUGGAUUCUUCAAUCCCCAGCAGUUUCUCACCACCGUACUUCCCCAAGCGGUUGUUUCAGGACAUACACUCCCCAGUAGAGUUGACAGUGCCAGACUAUAUAUCCCCAGCGGAGUUGACAGCGCCAGACUGUAUCUUUCCAGCAGAAGUGGCUGCUCCUUAGAGUUCGAUGCCAGAUCGAUAGUCCCAAUGCCAGAUCCAUGGGUUCUUUUCUUGAAGCAGAACCUCGGUACCGUAUCAGUGUUUGCUCCCCCUGCUGAGUCAUCUCUCGCAAAUCGUGGUUGCCAAAACCAUUGUAGCUUUCCUCAGCAGCAGGCUUCCAAUGCCAUUCUUUCCCCGAUCAGAGUCUCGGUAUGGCCAGAACACCGCAUGGCUAGUCAUCUCCCCACAGAGUUCUUUGCGCUGUGCAUCUCCAACAGCCUUGCCAGAGCCCAGAAGAUGGUGAUCGUUUCCCCAGCAGAUCCCCUUGCCUCGGCUUGGCAUUCUACCCAGCAUUUCGCAUCCCUGCAUGUAGAAUCAUAUUGCAUUGCAUCCUUCCAAAUCGCGUAGCAUUUCCAUUUUCAUGGAGCAUUACGCCAUUGAAAAAUUCAAACAUAUGCAUGUAAACAUAAAACAUUCUCGGUAUCCCAAGUGAUAAGCUAGAAGUUGUUUCCAGUACUCAGACUGAAGAUUGUUCAUGACUUAACUUUGUGUCAUUGGCCCAGGCGCCGCCUCUAUUAUCGUUCCCUAUUUCUGCCGAUGCUGACAGGCAUGAAGUUUUCCGGUAUCCAGACCGAAGUGGCGUUCAGGCCAGUUUUCCGGUGUCCAGACCGAAGUGGCGUUCAGGCCAGUUUUCCGGUAUCCAGACCGAAGUGGCGUUCAGGCCAGUUUUCCGGUAUCCAGACCGAAGUGGCGUUCAGGCCAGUUUUCCGGUAUCCAGACCGAAGUGGCGUUCAGGCCAGUUUUCCGGUAUCCAGACCGAAGUGGCGUUCAGGCCAGUUUUCCGGUGUCCAGACCGAAGUGGCAUUCAGGCCAGUUUUCCGGUAUCCAGACCGAAGUGGCGUUCAGGCCAGUUUUCCGGUGUCCAGACCGAAGUGGCGUUCAGGCCAGUUUUCCGGUAUCCAGACCGAAGUGGCGUUCAGGCCAGUUUUCCGGUAUCCAGACCGAAGUGGCAUUCAGGUCAGUUUUCCGAUAUUCAGAUCGAAGUCCUUUCCAGUAUUCAGACUGAUGAGCGACAUUCCGGCCAUGGUUAUUUCUGUGUUACCAUUUAUUUUGGUAUGCAAGUUAGCAUUCUUUAUUCAGACUGACUCUCACCGUACCAGACGGAUUCUUCUUUCAAGACCACCUCUUUGCCGAUUCUGACAGACAUUGUUACUUCAUUUCACUUCAGUGCAAAUUUUUGGGCUUUUAUUGUAUUCAAUCCCUUGAUACCUCGAAAGCACGAAAGCAGCUGUCAUCUUCCUUCCGGGUCUCCAGUUGAUUGAAUAGGGGCAGCUGUAAUACCCCAAAAUUUACCCUUCAGUUUUUCAAAAAAAAAAAAAAAAAAAAAUUAAAUAAAUAAUUAAAAUAUAACAAAUUAUUUUGGACUUGGGUCUCCCUCAUUCCAAGCCCACAAGUCCACGAAAAUCAGCUAUAAAUAUAAGAGUUUCAGUAGGGUUUCAGACACUUGGAAAUUCCCUGAGAAAUAGACUUGGAGUUCACGUGGAGUUUCAAACCUAGGAACUACUCUGCAGCAACCUUCGGGCAGCCCUGAGAAGUUCAUUCCGCCUCACGCAAACCCUAAACGUUACUUCGCCAAUCCGGCCUUGCCUUCCAAUUUUAACAGGUCUCUCAUCAGGUAUGCCUCUGUUCCUAUUACUCUAUGCCUCGGGUUGAAUACUGAAUAUAUGAGGUAACCUCAGGCUUGGCCCUCAGGGUUAUAUUUGUGUAUGAAUAUGUGAUUUAUGCCUUGACUGUUUAACAGUUUCGUUUAUGAGGUGAAUGCCAUAGGAUCUGGAAUCUUUAACAUCGUGCAGGUACCAAUGGGAAAUCCAAAUCCCGCAGGUGCUCGCUAGCCGCUUCGCUAGGCGAGCACGCAGCGAAGCUUCGCUAGGCUUUCGCUAGGCGAAGCAGUCGCGAAUGUGACAGUAUCUGCUUUAUUCCGUUUUGUUCUAACCUGUUCUUUGUGUUGCCAUGGCCUUGUUAUCUUUUGAUUUCAAUCCUGUUUGCCUAACCCCUUUUGUUGAGUUUUUGUGAGGGCUCACAUAUUCUCGCAGGGAUACCCUCCGGAGGUUUAUUCCGAUUUCCCGUACUGAUUGGUUUUCUUUGAUGGCAUCAGCUUGGGAGAAUCUCAGGGUUGCUUAUCCUUUAAUUGCUGUAACUUCGGAUCUUGAUCCGUGUGGUAUUUUACUUCUUCCCUUUUAUUUCUACGGUUUCUUAGCUGGAAGACCUCGAUAGGAGGCAAUGUUUGAGCCCCUUGGUGGCAUUUUUUCUAUUUCAAGAUAUAUGUUUUGUGUGAUGUGAUUGUUUCCCCAUAGGAUGCGAGGCUUCGCAUAGCCUCCCGUUUGCAUGCCAAUUUAGGUAGCACUGUUCCUCCGCCUAGGACUUCCUCUUUGCAUGCGCGUUCCUACAACGCAAACAAAACCUAAAACCCAAAGCAACACGUUUACUCCUUCUACUACAGGCGAGUAAGUCUCCAAAGGUCGAGCAUCCGGUAGAUUGCGUAGUAACGUCGUUCACCCCGUAACAUAAUCCAUAACCCCGUAGUUAGUCGAACUACGGCUUGCUCUGAUUCUCAUUCCAGAUGAGAUACGUAGGCAUAAGACGCGACGUCUUAGCGAGCACAAUUACCCCCAACCCAUAGGUCAGCCGAGCUACGAAGACUCUGAUUCUCAUAUUCAGAUGAGAUACGUAUGCAGUGGAUGCGACAUCCGCGCGAGUCAUUUCUCUUAACCUUU